AUGACUGAGCUCCCGCUCGCCGACCGCCUGAAGCUGCUGCAAUCAAGACAGUCAGGAAUAAGGUCAAUUGCGUCCUCGCGGAAACGCAAGCUGCGGGAACUCUUCGCCGUCGCGGCCGAUGAGGAUGGGAUUCCCAACUACGACUCCAGCGAUCCGGACGCGCCGACAGCCACGCCCGCCGAGCAAAAUUUUCUGAACGAAUCCGACAUUCUGCAGGGCCGGCGAUUCGACAAGCUCACCAUCCCGGCGCGCCGGAAGGCCUUGUUCGAUGCACAGCGACUCCGCGCGAUAUGUGCUUCAGCGACAAUCGAAAACGUAUCCCUGAAGGCCUCCGCCGACGCAAAUAAUAAUGAAUUCCGACCCCCUUGCUACACCAAUGGUACGAAAGCCGACAAACCGACGACGUAUCUCGAGAAGGACAUACAACAUCCAUCACCACGGGCCGCCGUCAACGCGUUGCCUGCUGACCGGGGAGCCACUUCUGCGGCUCAGCCGUCAGGUAUAGCCCCAAAGGCACACGAUGACAACCUCCAGAGAGUCCAAGCGGAGGAAGCGCCCGCUCGUUUGGCAAACCGUGGCCAGGUUAAUGGUGUCACUGCUAGUCACGCAUCUGCAGAUGGUACGUCGACUGCGUCGGCUCCGGAUCUGCCGUCACAAGCUUCGGCCACCGUCCCACAGAUUCCUCGCAUCGAUGUCCAAACUUCCCGAGCCGACCAGCACCCGAUGCAAUCAGAGGCCGACGAAAAGCGAAAUUCCAACGACACCGAGCCGAUCGCGCCUGACCAACCACCGUUUGCAACGGGAACAACUCACCGCCAUGAUACACUGUCGUCCCCCGGCUCUACUACCCAGUCGAUGUUGACCCCUGCUAUCCACGAUGUCUCCGCAGACACAAGCCCCGAUAGCGAAGCAGCGCAGUAUUCAGAAAGAGCCGAGGAGAUCUCUGGGGAUAAACUGCAGGGAGACCGUAGGUUGGAGGUGGGGGGAGCUGGGGUCGCCGAAGGUGUCUCUUCGACGGCCCCUCCAGCGCUGGCUACGUCCCUUCCGACCCCGAUCAGUGGCGUGGAAGCGCAGCUGCUUCAGGAAUCAGCAGCAGCUCAGCUCAGUCAAUCGUUCGAUUCUCCAACCGUUGCUCUGCCGCCUCGUAGCGAGCCCGAGGAGAUUAUACAGGCAGCGACGGACCGGGCCCGAAAAGAAACCCUCGGUGAUAGCAUUGUCGACAAACAGCAGGUUGAGUCAACCACGGCGCCUGUGGGCAGCCGACAGCAUGGUCAGUUGUUAUCGGGUACCUCGACUGGGCCCUCGAUGACACCACACAAUGCUGGCGUGGAAGGCCAAGACGAAGAGGAUGAAGGUACAUCGACCCUUAUGGAUGUCGACAAACCGGAGGGCGCCGCAGCCGAAAACGAAGACUCCACCGGUGUUGGCCUGGCACGGCAAUCUCACCCUACAGCAACAGUCACCUCAACCUCCUGGGAUCCAGAACAUCGAGAAUCUAAUCCCCCCACAGAACCUUCGAGGCCAGUUCCAACACGUGCCACCCAGGACGGAGCAAUCGUCCCCCAGGCGCAUCCCACCCAGCUCACCUUGCAUACUGGCAAGACGCACCACAGGCGGCGAACAAGCACACCAACUGUUAUUUUCGGCAGGCAAGGCAAGCAAGGCAAACAAGGCAGAAGGCAGAAAUCGUUAGACGAUGGGACGGUCGUUGUCGGCCAGCAGCAAUCGGGACACAUUCCAUCGGACGACUAUUUCACGCCCCUUUUCAUAGAGGGCUUCACGAGGCAGUCGACCUGGAUGAAGCCCAUCGAAAAACUCAUCAACCACGCUCACAAAACGAUAUCGACAACCGACCAGUAUAUCUCGAUGUUAGAUCACCAAGCUUGCAAAAUACUACGUAGAGUCUAUCAUCUUCAGCAACACGACAAGUGGUCUCUGAGGCAACCGGUUCGAUGCUCAGAGCCGACAAGACCAGCGUCUCACUGGGAUGUCCUCCUCCAGGAGAUGAAAUGGAUGCGAACCGAUUUUCGUGAGGAGGGCAAAUGGAAACGAACAGUUGCACGAAAUCUCGCCCAUGCGUGUGCUGAAUGGGUUCACUCGGACCCGGCAGAGCGGUUGAUGUUACAGGUCAACGCGGUAAUCCCACCUCGGCCGGUAGAGGUAGAGGUGAAGGGGGCGAACCGAGGCCGGUCCGAGGCCGCGGACGAUACUCUGCCCGAUUUAGUCCAUACCGACUCGCCAACCGAAAACGAAGAUGAGCUCCCUGAAAUCUUGGUUGAUUGCGUGGCCCCGGCAGCCAUUUUCGCCCUCCCAGAUGAUGAGGUGGUCUUUGGGCUCCAGCCCUCGAAAACGGCCGACCUCCUCCUCGAAAACCUUCCAUUGCAUGGUUCACCGCUCGCGGUCCCAAAGUUUGACGUCUCGGACACGGACUAUGACCCCGACGCCAAGUGGAAACGACCCGCGGUGCCGCUGAGCAAGUACGUGGAAGGCGAGAUGGUGCUAGCGAACGAUGGGCCACCCCGCAAGCGGCGCCGAUACGACUAUCUCGCCGAAGACGACGGCUACGACGACGACGACCACGACAUAAUAUUUGGGCGUGAACCCGACAACGGUGGAGAGCUGCAGGCGGCGAAUGCGGCGGUUGCAUUGUUCAGUCCGGAGAUGAAGGGGAUCCGGGACCGCUUACAUGCGGGUCACCAGUUCCGGCCACCCACUGAGCAUGCUAUGCCCCCCCAGAGCUUCUUUGAGAGCCGAACAGCGUCUCAGUGGACAUGGGCCGAGGAUGAGCAGCUGAAGUCCCUUGUCCGCGAAUGUUCAUAUAACUGGUCGUUGAUCUCCGCUAUGGCAUCAACCGUGUCCGCCUUCGCAUCCGGAGCGGAGCGGCGCACACCAUGGGAAUGCUUUGAGCGAUGGGUGAGCCUCGGGAGCUUGGAUGGCCUGCCGAAUGACAUGGCUAGGACUCCGUACUUCAAGGCCUAUCAAGCCAGGAUCGACGCAGCCCAGCGAGCCAUUGCGCAGCAAAAUCAAAAUGCGCAGCAGCAAGUCGGGCCCAACGGUGCGGUCGCGCCAAUCCCGAGGCGACGGCCGACCACGAGCAUCCGGGUCGAGCGGCGCCGCAAUCAGAAGCACCUGGCGUUGAUUGACGCUAUGCGAAAGCUGGCCAAGAAACGAGAGGCAACGGCUCAAAAGGCUCAGCAGGCAGCGAACCUGGCAGCGAUGCGUAAGGCCAACGAGGUGCCUAGACAGCAGAUUCAAAACAAAACGCCGCGGGAUUACAGCAUCAUGAGGUGGGAACGAGACCAGGCGCUCGCGGAAAGGAUGGCUGCGUACGCCAUUCGGCAGGCGGACGCCAAUGCACGGAGAUUGAAGCAAAAUCACCCGGGUCAAGUACCAGGCACCCCCGGUGCAGCCGCUGGCCCUCAGACUGCUGCCCAGAUGGCUACCACAGGCUCGACCAACGGUGCUGCUCGCCUCAACGUCCCCGGACAGCUUGCCACGGCCGCGCAAAACCGCACCCCCGGGCGGGUGUCGAUGCCGGCAACCCCAGGGCCAGUUCCUGCGGCUGUACAAGCACGGAUUGCCGCCGGUGGCCUUGUUCCGCCGCUCCAAAUGACAGGGAUACCGCAGGCUCAGCUUCAAGCGAUGCAAGCUGCACAGCAUAGGCUACCCAUGGUCAAUCCACAGCCGGAUAUCGGGGUCAUGCUUCAAGCAAGGUCGAUACAGAACCAGCAACGAGUGGCUAUCCAGCAACUGCAACAGCAGCAACAGCAGCCGCAGCAACAGCAGCAACAACAGCAGCAACAACAACAACAGCAGCAGCAGCAGCAGCAUCCCCUUCCACCUCAGCAACAGCACAAUGCACAACACGCACAACAGCAGGUUUCUCAGCAGCAACAGUCGCAGACCAACCAGCAAACACCACAACUGCCGCAAUCGAACGGGACGCAAGGUUCACCAACGCCAUUGCGCAGUGUGGCCAAUGGUGUCAACCAGGGGGCAUUCCUCAACAAUGCGCAGGCAAUGAUGGCGUCGUUUGGGGCGGCCAAUGGGGCUGGUUUGGUGACUUCGCCGGGUGCUGGACUGAGCAUGCCCGCCAUGGCGGGUCGGGGUCCCGGAGGCAUCCUGAACCAACAUAUUACACAGCGACUUGCUGAACUCGAAGCGCAUUACCGAACUAAGAACCCGAAUCUGCCACCUGAGACCGUACGGCAACUGGCCACUGAGCACCUGGGUAGGAUGAUUGUGCAAAGCCAACAGCAGGCGGCUAUGAACGCGGCUGCAGGAGGAGUCGCGCAACAGUCGAUGAAUAGCCCACAUCAAUAUGCCUCGCUGCUCCGAGCGCAGCAGCAAGCCCAGGCACAGCAGGCGGCCCAGCAGCAAGCCCAGCAAGCGGCACAACAGGCCGCCCAGCAACAGGCGGGACAGCAUCAGAGACAGUCUAGCGGAAGUGUAACGCCGGGGCCUGGGAAAUAG
Messenger RNA from Chaetomium fimeti, 4473 nucleotides. RefSeq lists its product as uncharacterized. NCBI's taxonomy places the organism in Eukaryota, Fungi, Ascomycota, Sordariomycetes, Sordariales, Chaetomiaceae. The record is from RefSeq and is a predicted model, not a curated record. Gene Ontology annotation, molecular function: chromatin binding. Bases 1 to 4473 code for a protein of 1490 amino acids. Gene Ontology annotation, biological process: DNA repair. Gene Ontology annotation, cellular component: NuA4 histone acetyltransferase complex. The transcript has 5 exons.